CUUGAAACGCUCCCCUUGCGCGUCGUUUCUAUGAUAUUCCCUGAUCUGCACACUGUUGGAAUGUUUGGCUACUCUCUCAUCUGGGUAGCUAUGUUCUAUCACUCUGUGGAAUGGGUAGCGCAAGCAGUUUGCCUGGACGACUGGAAAAAUCCAUGGAGCAGUCUAUUACAGUACUGUGCAAUUACAGCUAGCUGGACAGUCUGGUCCGUCAAGGCAGUCAGGCAGAUACAGAAUAUCAUCGGUUUAAAAUAUUGCAUUAAAUCAUGGCUGAUUUUGAGGAAUUCGAAAAACAGCUGAGCGAAAACCGACAGGAGAGAGAGAAGGAGAGACGCAAGAAGAGGAGCGGCAGUGGGUCUCAGAGCCGCAGUGAGAAACAUAGCAGCUGGAGCAAAGACCGAGGCAACCGGAGCCGAGAGAAGCGAAGCCGCAGUAGAGACAGGAAGAGCCGGGAGCAGAGGAGCACCUCGCGGGAUCACAAGAAGCACAGCUAUUCUCCACGAAGAACAAGGAGGAAAAGGACCUGCAGAUACUGGGAUGUGCCUCCACCUGGCUUUGAACACAUCACACCAUUGCAGUACAAAGCUAUGCAAGCGGCUGGGCACAUACCCACAAUAGCCCUGCUGGCAUCAUCUGCCAUGAGUGGGUUGGCAGUAACACCCUCCCAAGUGCCCAUAGUUGGCAGUCAGAUGACUAGGCAGGCUCGACGUCUCUAUGUUGGCAAUAUUCCCUUUGGUGUGACAGAGGAGUCCAUGGCAGAAUUCUUCAAUGCCCAAAUGAGGCUUGCAGGCCUAUCGCAAGCCCCUAGCAUCCCUGUGCUUGCUGUGCAGAUAAAUCAGGAUAAAAACUUUGCAUUCCUAGAGUUCCGGUCUGUCGAUGAGACCACACAGGCCAUGGCUUUCGAUGGAAUCAUUUUCCAAGGUCAGUCGUUGAAGAUAAGACGACCACAUGACUACCGGCCCCUACCUGGCAUUUCAGAGCAACCUGCUUUUCAUGUCCCAGGUGUCGUGUCCACAGUGGUACCAGACUCCCCACAUAAACUGUUUAUUGGAGGCCUACCCAACUAUCUCAAUGAUGAUCAGGUGAAGGAGCUCUUGACAUCAUUCGGACCACUCAAAGCUUUCAACCUUGUCAAGGACAGUGCCACGUCACUUUCCAAAGGUUAUGCCUUUUGUGAAUAUGUUGACAUCAGUGCGACUGAUCAGGCGGUGGCUGGGCUCAAUGGCAUGCAACUGGGUGACAAAAAGCUCAUCGUCCAGAGAGCAAGUGUGGGAGCCAAAAACGCCAAUCCGACUGCCAUCAUCGAGACCCCGGUGACGCUGCAGGUGCCUGGGCUGCAGGGACUUCAGAACUCUGGGCUGCCCACAGAGGUGCUGUGCCUGCUCAACAUGGUGAUGCCUGAGGAGCUGGUGGAUGACGAGGACUACGAGGAGAUCCUGGAGGACAUCAGUGAGGAGUGCUGCAAGUACGGCAGCGUGCGCUCCAUCGAGAUUCCCCGGCCCGUCGAAGGAGUGGAGGUCCCUGGCUGUGGCAAGAUCUUUGUGGAGUACGUUUCUACUGCAGACUGUCAGAAAGCCAUGCAGGCCCUCACUGGCCGCAAGUUUGCCAACAGAGUGGUGGUAACCAAAUACUAUGAUCCAGACAUGUAUCACAGACAGGAGUUCUCAGGGUAGAGGGGAAACAGGAGGCAAUACAGGGAAUUAACUGGGAUCUCCUCUUUCCUGCUUCCUCAAACCUGGUUUCAGCUCUUCAGUAUCGUGUGUUCUGUCUCCAGUAUUCACAGCUAGUACGUUGUAACCCUAUCCUCAUUUACUACAGUAGUACAGAUUUUUGGGGAAAAAUACUAGAUUUUUACAUGUGUCUUUUAGAUACUCUAAGUGAUAUAUUACACCAACAAAAAAUAUCUGUGUGCGCAGUGAAUGAAUUUAGUGAAAUGUAUACAAAUAAAUAAAACCAUGCUAUUUGUGUAGGAUUCCCUUUGCAGAAGUAGUAUGAAUGUCAUGUGUGCUUAAAUCUAAAACCAGACUGUAACAUAGCCAGUGUUGCGGUCUUUCUUAACUCUGGAAUCAAUGAGAUGAUACAAAGUGAAAUGUUUCGAUUUCUAUUCUGAGCACAAGCUUAUUUUGUCUCUUAACUUAAAGAAUUGUUAAGUCGAGAUGAACCUAUAUUUGAUAGCUAUCAUACUUUCACUGUGUGAUUCUGAGAAGUAACUAACAGUGAAAUGUUAUUGUAUACCCCCCCAGAGUCAGAUGAACUUGUGAAUACCAUGUUUAUGUCUCUGCAUCCAGUAUGAAGGAAGUUAGAGGUAGUUUCACGAGCCAAGUACCAUAGACUCCCAGUCAUUGAGCUAACGCUAGUUAGCAACUUCCUUCAAAUUGCAUGUAGAGACAUAAAAAUGGUUUCCACAGGUUCAUCUCACUCUAGGGAAGUAGAAAACAUUUCCACAAUCCUGAAGUUUAAAACUCAAACACCAAAAAACGUGUGUUAGAAAAACACUCAACACUAAUAUUUACAAAAAGUGAACAAAACAAUUGUUUCAAAAAGUCUUGAUUUGGGCAUUUUCACCUCGAAACCCAUAACCUUGACAUUUGCAGAUUGUUUUGUGUUCGUGCUCUGGAUGAAGAAUUUGUGUCAUUUAGAUUGUAGCAAAAAAUUACAAGGUCACAAAAAUACCAUACUGGCCAUAGAAAGGGACAUUAUGCAUAGUUUUUUGAAUAAGAAAUAUUUGGUCAUCCUACAGGAAAGGAAGAGGAGAUUUUAGAAGAUGUGCUUUCAAUUUAUGUAAAUAAUGUAUGUAGCUAAUGUAUAUCCUGUGUUUUUGUUAUCUGAUGCUUUCGUAAUUGUAUGGAAGAAAAUUGGUUAAUUUAUUUUUACCCAAAGGUUUUUUAAGCUUCAUGAAAAUUGCAGACGUGAGUUGAUCCAACAUUGUCGUUGUAUGACAGUAAUUCAUAUCAUUCAUCAUUACAGUGAGACUAACUUUGAGUGUUUUAUUAUGUACUGUAUAUCACAUACGAUUACAACAAAAACAGUAUGCUUCAUUAUGGGUACAUUGGAAAUCAGCUUUCAACUAAAUAAAUGCAGUUCAUUGAUUCAAAAGAAUUAUAAUUACUGUUUUUGUAAAUGUGGUUUUGAAUGUGCCAAAACUGAAAGCAUUUUUAUGUACACAUCUAACCUGCCACUGCCAUGCCUUGAAUAAAUGCCUGCAUCCUC
Oncorhynchus kisutch (coho salmon) is the source of this 3207-nucleotide messenger RNA. RefSeq names its product splicing factor U2AF 65 kDa subunit. The record is from RefSeq and is a predicted model, not a curated record. The transcript has 11 exons. Bases 264 to 1670 code for a protein of 468 amino acids. Gene Ontology annotation, molecular function: RNA binding. Gene Ontology annotation, cellular component: nucleus. Lineage: Eukaryota; Metazoa; Chordata; Actinopteri; Salmoniformes; Salmonidae. Gene Ontology annotation, biological process: mRNA processing.